This is a messenger RNA of Saprolegnia diclina VS20, 1248 nucleotides long. RefSeq lists its product as hypothetical. The record is from RefSeq and is a predicted model, not a curated record. The transcript has a single exon. NCBI's taxonomy places the organism in Eukaryota, Oomycota, Saprolegniomycetes, Saprolegniales, Saprolegniaceae. The coding region runs from base 1 to 1248 and encodes 415 amino acids.
AUGGCGGCCAAAAGCAAUGUCGAAGGUUUUGAUGACGCGGCCGUCGUCGCCGAUGGUCUGCUCGACGAUGGCGUCUUCCACUUUGAGCAAAAGCAUGUUUUCUCGACGCAGAACAACCCGAUGUGCGGUGUCACACUACCCCAGUGGUUCUCGAUCCUGUACGCGCACGGCCGGUCCAUUGAGUGGCAAUACAUGGUGCGCGCGGCCUUUCUGACGCUCUCGUCCAUCUUUACUUUUUCGCUCGGCCUUCUCGAGUCGCUUUGGUACCCGUCGCAUGUCAUUGAGGCGGUUUCGCUGCCGGACGACCCCAUCUUUGUCAUUGGCCACCCGCGCACGGGCACGACGCUGCUCCACAACCUCCUCGCAUCCGAUAACGACUCGUUCUACCACUGCACGACGUUUUGUGCGGGCUUUCCCAGCUGCUUUCUCUGGUUUGAAACGUGGGGCAAGCGCCUCUUUGCUAGCGCGAUUGCGCCGACGCGCCCGAUGGACUCGAUGCCACUGCACUUUGAUUUGCCUCAGGAAGACGAGUGCGCAACGACCGUCCUCUCACAUGGUGCGAGCUACUACCUCGCGCUCGCCUUUAUGGCCCAAGAGACCCGCUUUCGCAAGUUUUUGACGCUCUCGCCCGACGACGGCGCGACACCGGACGACGAAGCCCGCUGGACGCAAGCGUUUACCUUUCUAGUCAAGAAGCUCGCGCUGCGGUCCUCGCUGCGGCAGGCACCGUCGACGACGCGUCGCCGCCUCUUGCUCAAGUCCCCGAUUCACACGGCGCGCGUGCCAUUGCUUCGCAAGCUCUUUCCGAAAGCGACGUUCAUCUACCUCCACCGCGACCCGUACAAGGUCCUUCAGUCCUCCGCCCACAUGGCCAAUACCGCGUUCUGGUACAUUUAUCUCAACACACCGACGGACGAGCAAGUCACCGAGUACACACUCUGGCAGUUUGAGCGCAUGUACGAUGUGUACAAUGCCGCGAGCCGUGACCCGAGUACCGGCGCGCUGGCCAAGGACAUUCUUGAAGUGGCCUACACCGAUUUGGUCUCGUCCACCAUGACGUCGCUCAAGCGCGUGUACGCGCAUGCAGGCAUUGCCUGGACCGACAAGAUCGAAGCCAAGUUUGAAGCCCAAGUCGCAGCCUUGGCUGGCUACAAGGUCAAUGACUUUGUGGAGCUGCCGCCGCGACUCCGUCAAGUGAUCCAGGUGCGGGCGGCUGGCUAUUUCAAGACGUUUGGCUAUGCCACAUGA